AUGACGGGUUCACAUGAGCCUCCGGAGUUAGGGCAGCGCAGGGUCAUUGACUUACGAAGCGACACGGUAACAAAGCCCACACCUAAGAUGCUUCAGGCAAUGAUGAACGCAGAAGUGGGCGACGAUGUGUGGGGCGAUGACCCAACCGUCAACGAGCUGCAGGACUUCGCAGCUCAGAUGUUUGGCAAGGAAGCCGGCCUGUUUUGCCCCUCCGGUACUAUGACUAACCAAAUCGCAAUUAAGGUUCACACGCAUCCGGGGGACGAGCUGUUGUGUGCGGAUAACGCCCAUAUCUACUUGUACGAGGGGGGGGGCAUAGCUUUCAACUCUGGUAGGUUCGGGGGGGGGAGGGGGGGGGUGCAGCCGGGGGGUGGUUUCGCCACGUGUGAAUCCAAAAUUAUAGAGAAUCCGGGGUGGUUGCUGGCAAGUUCCGGAGUACGACUUCACAAGACAUACCUCCGACCCGCUUUUUUUGUUGACCGCCUCACUAAUUUAAUAAUUUCCAACCUCCCCCCCACACCCGCCUCCGCAUACCCCACCCUUGUUUACCAACAACCCACGAAAGGUGUCCAGCCCAAGCUGUUGCCUAGCAAUCGAGGCCGCAUCUCUGCGGAGCAAAUUGUGCAGGCGAUAAACAUGGAGGAUUCGCACUUCCCCACCACCCGGCUGGUGUGCCUGGAGAACACGUCUAACAAGGGCGGCGGGGCGUACUACAGCUUAGAUGAGUUGAGGGCAAUUUCGAAGGUGUGCAGUACACACGGGCUGCGCUUUCACCUUGACGGCGCGCGGAUCUUCAACGCGGCUGUAGAGGCGGGGUACGGCCCUGCCGACGUUGGUCCUCUGUUCGACUCCAUAUCCGUUUGCUUGUCGAAGGGCCUCGGCUGCCCGGUCGGGUCGCUGCUGUUGGGGAGUAGGGACUUCAUUCGUCGCGCCCACCGGGUUCGCAAGGUGCUGGGCGGCGGUAUGCGGCAGGCGGGCUUCCUGGCGGCUGCGGGCUUGUACGCGCUCAAGAACAAUAUUGACAGGCUGCGUGAUGACCACGCUCGUGCACGGCGGCUGGGCGCCACGUUGGACGGACUGCCGUACGUGUCGUAUUUGGCACCGGUUGACACCAACAUCGUCAUCUUCCACGUCGCGGCGGGUUGGGACGCGCGGGCCCUCGUGGAGUGGUUCCAGGCUCGAGGUGUGUUGCUGAUCACCAUGGGGCGGGCGGUGCUGCGACUGGUGACCCACCUGGGGGUGGACGACGAGGACGUGGACCGCGUGUGUGAGCUGCUCAAGGAGGCGGCGAGGGGGGGGAGGGGGGGAGCGGAGGCGGCGGAGGCUAGUACGGCGGCGGGGGCGGUGAAGGUGAAUGUGGAGGAGGCGGGGGAGGGGGUGGGGGAGGGGAUGGGGGAGGGCAAAGUUCUACGUCUGGUACACUCUUGCCCUGGCAGCAGCUUCACUCGUUUGUGGUUCGUCUUUCCCGACCCUAACGGGGGGCGGGGAAGGGGGGUGGAGGUCUGCCUGGUGUCGCGGUCGUGGUCGCCGGGUGGACGGCAUCAGAGGAGAAAGCAAGCAGCGCCAGAUAUUUUCACCAACGAACAUAACCAACUUGUUGACACCCUCCAGUCCUCCGGUGUAGUACAGAUGCUUACUCAUUAUGUACGGAAUACGGUUGCACCCGUAGCAGAGACGUCGAACGCCGCACGUCACUCAGUGCACCAACAUGUCAUACGUUCCUAA
This is a messenger RNA of Volvox carteri f. nagariensis, 1725 nucleotides long. RefSeq lists its product as uncharacterized. The transcript has 14 exons. Gene Ontology annotation, cellular component: cytosol. The record is from RefSeq and is a predicted model, not a curated record. Gene Ontology annotation, biological process: glycine biosynthetic process; L-threonine catabolic process. Lineage: Eukaryota; Viridiplantae; Chlorophyta; Chlorophyceae; Chlamydomonadales; Volvocaceae. Gene Ontology annotation, molecular function: L-allo-threonine aldolase activity. The coding region runs from base 1 to 1725 and encodes 574 amino acids.